CCACCCCGAACUGGUGGGAGGAGCCGCGCCACCUCGUCCGGUCCGGUGUGGUGGUGCUGCUUCGAGCGGGUGGGAGUGGGAGUCCCCUUUCCGGCGACGGCGAGCCCACCACCGCACCGCACCCCACCCCACCCCACCCCACCCCAGGCGUCCUCGCCGGAUGUCGGGGUUUGGACCCCGAUGCUGACCCCGUCGGCCGGCAUCUCGCCGCCUUCCUUCUCCGCAGCUAGUAGCCCCUCCACGUCCUACUCCCUCCUCCGCCCUCUCCGACGAUGCCGACGCCUUCCCAUCCCCCGAGCCACCGCCUUUCCCCCCGAGCGCUCGACGCCGGUCUCCACCACCAGCCUCCUGCCCGAGACCCCCUCCCCGGCCCUCUCCGCCUCCGCCUCCUCCUCCGCCCCGGCGGCGCCCUUCUCGGUCACGGCCGCGGGGACCUACCAGGGAGGGGAAGACCCGCUCGUCUCCAAGCUCCGCACCCAGCUCGGCGUCAUCCACCCGCUCCCGGCGCCCCCCGUCAGCCGCUCCGUCGUCGGCCUCUUCGCGCUCUUCUUCUUCGUCGGCGCCGCCUUCGACAAGCUCUGGACGCUGCGCAAGCGCCGCCGCGCCGAGCGCGAGCUCAAGGUCAACGGCUCCUGGCCGCAGGUGCCCACCCCGAGCUUCUCCCUCUUCCUCGAGGAGAAGGACCUGCAGCGCAAGGAGUCCGUCGAGUGGGUCAACAUGGUGCUCGGCAAGCUCUGGAAGGUCUACCGCACCGGCAUCGAGAACUGGAUCGUCGGCCUGCUCCAGCCCAUCAUCGACAACCUCCAGAAGCCCGAUUACGUCAACAGGGUCGAGAUCAGGCAGUUCUACCUCGGCGAGGAACCCCUCUCCGUCAGGAACGUCGAGCGCCGCACCUCAAGGCGGGCCAACGACCUGCAGUACCAGAUUGGCAUUCGCUAUGCCGGUGGAGCACGCAUGGCAUUGGCACUCUCCUUGAAGUUUACCAAAGUACCUGUCGUCGUGCCGGUCUGGGUUCGAGAUUUUGAUAUCGAUGGGGAGUUGUGGGUUAAACUGAGACUCAUACCAACAGAACCGUGGGUGGGAGCUGUAUCUUGGGCUUUUGUGUCCCUCCCCAAGAUUAAGUUUGAGCUUUCACUGUUCCGGCUAUUCAAUCUUAUGGCUAUUCCUGUUCUGUCUAUGUUUCUCACAGAACUUCUGACAGAAGAUUUGCCACGUCUCUUUGUGCGGCCCAAAAAGAUUGUCCUUGAUUUUCAACAGGGGAGAGCUAUGGGACCUGUUUCAGGAAGUGUUGCAAGUGAUAUAAUUCAAAAUGUUGCAAGUGAUCUGAUCCAAGAGGGGAAUAAGGACUUUGUUGGUGAGCUAUCGGUGACACUAGUCGAUGCCAGGAAGCUUAGCUUUGUCUUAUUUGGUAAGACGGAUCCUUAUGUUGUCAUGAUUCUUGAUGAUCAAGUGAUAAAGAGCAAGAAGAACAGUCAAACAACUGUGAUUGGACUACCGGGAGAACCAAUUUGGAAUCAAGAUUUCCAUAUGCUUGUCGCAAAUCCGCGCAAACAGAAGUUGACCAUUCAAGUGAAGGAUUCAAUUGGUCUAACUGACAUCACUAUUGGCACUGGAGAGGUUGAGCUAGGGUCACUUAAAGACACAGUACCUACAGACAAAAUCGUGACUUUAUAUGGAGGAUGGGGUUUGUUUGGGAAACGAGAGGCUGGGGAAGUUCUACUUCGGCUGACAUACAAGGCAUAUGUCGAGGACGAAGAAGACGAGGCGGUGAGAAGUGAGUUUGGUGCGGGUUAUGCCUCAGACGAAGAUGUGCUGGACUACGUUAGUGGAAUGAGCAAGGGUAGUGAUUUCGUAGGUAAAGAAAGAGAAACUUUCAUGGAUCUCCUCGCCGCGUUGCUGGUGAGCGAGGAGUUCCAAGGCAUAGUGUCAUCGGAAACAGGAAGCUUGUCGAGAGAAGGUGAGCAGGCGGGCAGUGGGCCAGAAAGCACUGACAGAGUCGUCACCUCUACUAGCACUAGUGCAGCGGCGGCUGAUACAGAGGCAUCCACCGUGUCAAACAGCUCCACAGAUACAGCUCUGGUGUGGCUGGCGGCCAUAACGAGUGUGAUGGUGCUGGUGUCAUCCAACCUCGGUGGCUCAGGUUAUUUCAAUCCGUGACCGUGAGUGAAGGCAGAGGUAGCAUUUGCAUUUGCAUUGGGGCGCAGAGGAAGCUGCCUGGCCUGGCUGCUGUGACUGAAGCUGGUUUGCUUGCUUGGUUGUAAAGGGUGACAACAAGAGAGUUUUUGUUCCUGUUCUUGUUUCUUUUUGGAAAGGCAAGAGAGUACUUGAUUCGUUUUUGUUGUCACCUUCUUCCAGCAAGUGAGGAGAGCCAAUUGUAUAUGUAUAUUCAUUCAUUUUAGCUUUUAGGCUAUUGUCACCUCCUUCCGAUUACUGAAGUUGGACCGAGAUUUCUGUUCAGGACUCCUUGCUCGCACCGCACCCAGGACGAAUGAAUAAUACCUGAGCUGUGAGCUGCCAACUUGAGCCGUCCUGCCUGUCGGUGCCAUUGCAUAUCUAGGCCGUGGUAGUGGGUGAAGUGAAAAUUUUCGUGACA
Messenger RNA from Sorghum bicolor (sorghum), 2593 nucleotides. Its product is annotated as synaptotagmin-2. The record is from RefSeq and is a predicted model, not a curated record. The transcript is spliced from 8 exons. Lineage: Eukaryota; Viridiplantae; Streptophyta; Magnoliopsida; Poales; Poaceae. Bases 181 to 2157 code for a protein of 658 amino acids. Gene Ontology annotation, molecular function: lipid binding.